CAAAAUUGACCCGAUACGUAUCUUCCUUGAAAAUCUUGAAUGUAUUUGUAACAAUCUUUGGUAUUCUUUAUUGUUGUUAAUAUUCAAUGAUAAUAUUAUCAUACUCAUUUUUUAUCGUAUUGACGACUACGAUAAUAUUAUAUUAUUAUUUAUACAACGAGGGAUAUUCAAUAGAUACACGUUGGCGUUUUAAUUAAUCGGAUGCUGGCUGUAAUUUCUGUUUGUUGUUAGAGAACAAGCGAACAUUGCCAAUAUGAACUUUCAGAACACCCCAAACAUCUAUGGCAUCGACUUGAACUCCGAUAAUAAUGAUGAUCCUAACAGGCAAACAUAUUCAAGUGAAUUUCAUCAAGGACCUAAUCAAGAUAGAAGGGAUGUUAUUAUCCCCCCAGAACUUCAAAUAGAAACACACUAUGACCGAAGUUUAACUGCAGCACAUAAGUAUUUGGGAGAUGGACUUCGUGAAGCUACUGGACGCACAAUAUAUGAAGAAGGCGUUUUUCAUUCAAUACCACUUAUUUUUUUAAAGUUAAAUUUGAUGCCUGGACAAAUUCUGCCUAUUAUAGCUCGUUCUUCAGAUGUUAAACUUGUAUUAAAAUAUGCCAUAUUCCGUAAUCGUUCAUUUGGAGUUUGCUACAAACUUAAUGAAAAUAAGCGGACAUUUGGAACAAUUGCUGAGGUUUAUGAACAUUCUGUAGAAAUAGAAACUUCUCAGUCAUUUCAAAUUAAAGCUAUGGGCCAUCAGCGAUUUGAAAUUAUACAAGUCAAUCAAUUUCCUGAAAGUCAUGAACAAUCACUUGCUUUGGCUACAAUCAAAAUCAUACCAGAUAUUACAUUAACUCAUCCAUAUAAUAAAUUGUGCUUACAUCCAAAGAAACGAAAUAUGAGCCAUGGUGAAAUGUGUCGUAAAAGAGACAUGUGGCAAACUCAGUGGCCAGAUUGGGUUUAUAAACAGUUUGAUGUCUAUGAAUUGGCAUCUCGCCUUUCCAAAAAAGUUAAAAUGUUAUAUAAAGAUGUUAAAAUCUCAGAUGACCCAAAUUUGUUAUCAUUUCAAGUGAUGAGACUUGGUAUAUUUAGUCAAGAACAAGUAAGCGAGUUGCUUGGUAUUGAGUCAACAAACCUACGACUUCAAUAUGAACUACAGUAUUGGAAUAAAAUUCAAUCAAUGCAAAAAUUCAUGUGUGCUCGAUCUGGGUGUAGUGCUCCAGUGUGCAAUAUGAGCAGUGUGUUUCCGAUGUCUCCUGAAGGACCACAGGGUACUUAUUGUAACUCUUGGGGGAAAAUCCAUGACAUGAUUACAGUAACUCAACUAGAUGAUGAUUUAGAUGUGAUAUCAGUAGGAAGUCCAUCAACUGAAUGCUGCUGGUUCCCUGGGUAUAAAUGGACAAUAAUUUUAUGCCCAAACUGUCACAACCAUUUGGGAUGGAGUUAUAUGGCUGAUGAGAAUUUGUCUCUAACACCGAGAUUAUUCUAUGGAUUAACUGUAAGCGCCAUAACUUCUAUUAAAGACUACUUAGUGCCAGGCAGAGAAAGACUCGAGGAAGUCAAUGAUGGAGAAAUGUUAGUAACAUUUUAAGAAAUCUUUUUAAUUGUCUUAUUAUGUCAUAUACAAGUAAAACGUAUGUUACUGGGCCAUAAAUAUAUAGCAUGUUUGCUGGUAUACAUACAUUUCAAAAUAUAAUUCAAGAAUGUUUAGUUUGUCAAAGUAAAAUUUAGGUUUAGUUUUAAAUAUUUUACUCAUUCAUUGAAUCUUAGGUAUUUUUGAGUUAUUGUUUCAUAAUUUAUUUCAUUAAAACAACUAAUAUAUCAUAAUAUUGUAUAUUAGUAAAAUAAAAAUUUUUUUGAAAAAAUAAGAAAUUAUUAAAAUUAAGAUUUUCUCUAUAAAUAACAUUAUUUAUCCAUUAAACAUUUUUUAUUACUUUAAUCAAUGUAUUGUUUAUAUUUGCAAAUACUUUUGUAUGAUAGUAUUUUGUAUAAAAAUUAUUAUUAAGUACACCUAUUGAUGAAAUUAUUGAUAAUACAGAAUUCAUACUACUUAUGUCCAAAAAAUGUAAUAUUUGAACAUAAAUUAUGAUAUGUUGCUAUAAUUAUUUACAAUAUUACAACAAGCAAGCUAUUCCUGUAUGUUCAAAAAUAUGUAUUUAACAUACAAGUAACUAAAAUAUUAUUUAAAAAAUUUUAAAUAUAAUAUACAUGAUAUUAUAAUUUAUAAUACUAACAACUCAACUGUAAUCAUGUAAAGAAAGAUUGUGUCAAUACUUUGUUGUAUUAUAAAUCCAAUCAUAAUUUAUAAUGUUACUAAAAUAAAAUAAUGUACCUACUAUAAUUUAACUUUGGUAUAAUUCAAUAAAAACAAUGAUUGUACAAAAA
Myzus persicae (green peach aphid) is the source of this 2370-nucleotide messenger RNA. RefSeq names its product protein cereblon-like. The transcript has 11 exons. The record is from RefSeq and is a predicted model, not a curated record. Bases 254 to 1576 code for a protein of 440 amino acids. NCBI's taxonomy places the organism in Eukaryota, Metazoa, Arthropoda, Insecta, Hemiptera, Aphididae.